AUGGAGAACAAGAACCCCUCUUCAUCUCCUCAGAAGCCUGCGAAUCUUGAAGAUUUCGAGCGGGAGCCUCUCGUCGGAGUGCCUCCCAACGCCGAUCUUGGGCAGGAGCAAGUCCGACGCGAAGCAGAGGCAAACUCAACUGCCUACGGUCCUCCAUACCCCCUUCACAUCCGUCUCUCGGAAGACUUGAGUCACCCAGACGCUAAUGUCCAGAAACACGUUCCUAUUCUGCUCAAAAUUUUCCCCGAGACGACAGAAGUGUCUAAUUGCUUCAUCCACCUUCAUUUCUCAGUGAAGAAACUCCCCCCUCGACCAUGGCCACUCACCAUCGGCGGCAAGCCAUUCACCGUCACUGAUGAGCAAGGCAAAGGGAAAUUAUUCAUCUUCCCCUUGUCAGGAAAGGGUAAUACCGCCUUCCAUCUUCGCCCCGACAUCGACCGAUCUUUCGGCUCCAUGGAGUCUGGAAACUUUACAGAAUUCGCAGAGACGAUACACAACGAAAUGGUUGAUCGCUUCCCCGACCUGAAUGUCGUGGAAUACAUUGUCGAUACUAGUAAUGGGGCGCUCCGGAUUGUACUCGCAGAUGAUGUGAAUCCGGCCCAGUUUAAUGGGCGAUUGCCCGGCCGAAUUGCCAACCGCUGGGGCUUCUAUAUGUUCGAGAGGGACCUCCGCCGUGUUGAGUUGGCGCACCGUGAGAUAUCACCUGAUGCCGACAGAGGCAUCGUGGAUACAACAUGCUACGACACCCUGCGCCCAGGGGUUCUUGUGCAUAGCAAGGCAAGCUCGGACCGCGACAAUACUGCAACGUUGUCCUCAUCUACUGGCGUCAUGGUCAGAGACAGGAAUGGCACUGAACUCAUGACGGGAGCUUCCCAUAGAAUUGGUCCCGACAACAUGAUCUUUCAGAAGCUGCCAGACCGGUGA
This is a messenger RNA of Emericellopsis cladophorae, 924 nucleotides long. RefSeq lists its product as uncharacterized. Bases 1 to 924 code for a protein of 307 amino acids. The record is from RefSeq and is a predicted model, not a curated record. NCBI's taxonomy places the organism in Eukaryota, Fungi, Ascomycota, Sordariomycetes, Hypocreales, Bionectriaceae. The transcript has a single exon.